AAAUUGAUUCCAGAAUCGUCACUUGGAUUUAGGUUAGUUUAUUUCUUAUUUUCUUGAUAUUAUUCUGAUUCUUCUUCAACACUGACAAUUUAUUAUUUUCUCGUGUCUAAUCGUGCUGUGUUUAGGAAUCCAUCUAUUGACUUGGUAUAUGGCGUUUUUAACAUUUCUUCGCCGUAACCUGGUGAGCAUUACUUUUCCCGUUCUGACUGUAACCUUCAUUUACCUCGACUGGAGUCACACUAAGAAUUGGAAGCUACAGCAGAAGGCACAGAACUAAGAUGGCUGUCUUCGGUAUCACUUUGCGAUAUGUCUGGUUUGCUGUCCCGAUGGGAGGCUACUUUGUUGGCAAGUACUUGGACGAUCAAGAAACACUGAGGAUGACUAACUUCAGGGACAAGUCCAAGCUCUAUGGACCCAAGUACAAGGCCGGAGACCCACCAUCAUGGCCUUGAAGUAAUGCAUAUGUAGUAAUUAUGUUUCAUGUUUCAGUUUAAUAAAAUAGUUUUAUUGAUUUAAUUUA
This is a messenger RNA of Helicoverpa zea (corn earworm), 520 nucleotides long. RefSeq lists its product as uncharacterized. The record is from RefSeq and is a predicted model, not a curated record. NCBI's taxonomy places the organism in Eukaryota, Metazoa, Arthropoda, Insecta, Lepidoptera, Noctuidae. Gene Ontology annotation, cellular component: mitochondrion. The transcript is spliced from 2 exons. Bases 279 to 452 code for a protein of 57 amino acids.